UAAAAAUGUUCAUGGAAGAGGAAAAGGAAAACUCUUUAGAUUUAGCUCCCCUGCAAGAGCUUUUGCAAUAUGAUCAGCCAAGUGCUUCUGGGAUGAGUAAGUUUGGAUUUGAGUCAAACAUAUCAGUAAUAGAACAUCCUGGAGGAAAAGAUAACAGCCUGAACAAGUUUAGUAACCAGGCAGGUGUUUCAGAAAACCCUUCUUCCAGUUCCCAGUCUUUGACCAAGAUGCAAGAGAAACGUGAGAAAGGGAGAAUAAGGUCAAAGCUUUCGAGAGAAAAAUAGAAAAGCCUACGUUGCGAAACUUGAGUCAAGGAUAGAUGAUCUUGAAACAGAAAAUUCUAGACUCCAGAAUAUUAUUAUUAAACUGCACUCUGAAAAGUAUUCAAAGGCUGACCCCAAUUCAAAAAGCUUUGUUAAUGACAUCCAAGACUUACAAGGAACCACUAUUGAUAAUUUCUGGAACCGAGAUACCAUGCAGCAUAACAGUGAAAGGUCUAUUGCUGUGGGUAUUAAUUACUACAAUGUUGCUUCCAAAGCAAUGGAGAAGCAUAAAUAAGUUUUUGGACUCUGUAUUUGAGAUGAUUAUUAACCAUCCAUAUUCCCUCACCCGUUUCAGGUACUGGAAAGAUCUCAACUCAGAAUAUACGACAGAGUAUGAUCAGAUUAAGAAGUUAAAGAAGGUUGAUAAAUACAAGGUAGGAGAAUUCAUGCAGGCCAAUAACCUUACCCCUCUUGACCAAUAUGUGGCUUCAUUCAAUCCGAGUAAGAGGCAGUUUGAAUUCCUGAAGAAUGUAGUGUUCAAGAAGGAAUUACAGGUCAAAAAUGAAUUUAAAGAAGCUAUUAAAAAGCUUUUGGAAGCUAAAUUGAUAAUCCAAAAAGCAAAUCUUGAGAUCCAUACGUUUAUUGGAUUCUUUUUAAAUUGAGGAAUACUAUCUGACGAACAGAUUCUGCAAUCUAAUAUAAAAUAUGGCUUUUUCAAGAGAGAACAAGCAUUUAAGAAUAUUUGGAAUGUCCAAGUCAGGCUUAAUCGAUACUGCAUAGAUAUGGCAGAAGAUCCUUUAUAUGGAAAAUAUGCUAGAAAGUAUUUAAAGAAAGAUAAAAGGAUACUCUAUUUCCAGUACAAUGACUAUUCUUUGCCUUAA
Messenger RNA from Moneuplotes crassus, 1144 nucleotides. Lineage: Eukaryota; Ciliophora; Spirotrichea; Euplotida; Euplotidae. The record is from the annotation of a GenBank genome assembly.